Messenger RNA from Durio zibethinus, 1317 nucleotides. RefSeq names its product ethylene-responsive transcription factor 2-like. Gene Ontology annotation, biological process: regulation of DNA-templated transcription; ethylene-activated signaling pathway. Gene Ontology annotation, molecular function: DNA-binding transcription factor activity; DNA binding. The record is from RefSeq and is a predicted model, not a curated record. NCBI's taxonomy places the organism in Eukaryota, Viridiplantae, Streptophyta, Magnoliopsida, Malvales, Malvaceae.
CCCCACCAUUAUUAUUAAUUUAAAAAAGUAAACAAAAAUCCAAACCGAAAAUUCUGCCGGCUUAAGUGCAUGUAUCUAAUUUCCCUAUAUAACCCCAAUUUCCCUAAGCCACGCAAGGAUUCAGACUCCAAAUCCCUCAGAAUUCCUCAAAAUAACAAUCUUCCCUGAAAAUUUUGAGAUUUCAAAUUACAAAAAAGCUAAACAGUUUUCGUUAUGGAAAUGUACCCAAGUACGAAUGAUUCCGAGUUAGUGAUGCUGGACUCAAUUCGGCGACACUUACUUGGCGAGUCAUCAGACUUCCGACUCGCCGCUUCAACUGAUUGUACCAACGCGGCUCCCCCUAUGUUUUGCAGGAGCUCAAGCUUUAGUCGAUUGCAUACUUGUUUGACUGAAACCUGGGGUGACCUCCCACUCAAAGAAAACGAUUCCGAAGACAUGCUCGUUUUCGGAUUCCUCCGCGAUGCUUUAACUGUCGGCUGGGUCCCAUCCGAUAACUCUUCCCCGAAUAUCCCGCCGAUUAAAUCGGAGCCGAAAGAGGUUUUAAUAGAGACACCUGUGAAAAUAGAAAGUACGGAGGCGGCGACAACGGCGGUUCCCGCUGUGGUUCCUGCCAAAGGGAAGCAUUAUCGGGGAGUUAGGCAAAGGCCGUGGGGGAAGUUCGCUGCUGAGAUUAGGGACCCGGCUAAACACGGGGCUCGGGUUUGGUUAGGUACUUUUGAGACUGCUGAGGAUGCGGCUUUGGCUUAUGAUAGAGCAGCUUACAGGAUGCGUGGCUCGAGAGCUUUGUUGAAUUUUCCAUUGAGGGUGAAUUCCGGGGAGCCUGACCCGGUGAGGGUAACGUCAAAGAGGGCAUCACCGGAGCCGUCUUCGUCCUCUGGCUCGGAGAACGGAUCGCCGAAAAGGAGGAGAAAGGUGGCUGCCUCGGCUCCGGCUGUUGCUCAAGCCGGGUUAGAUAUGGGUUCAGAAGCGGAAGUUAAGCAUCAAGUUGGAUCGUGUACACAUGGCCAACAGUUGUUAGUCAAUUAAUGGUGCCGCGGUAUUGAAUUAAUGAAAGCACAAAUCAGCUUAUGGACAUCCCUCAAUUUAAAAAGAUUAAAAAAAAAAAAAAUGAGGAGUUGAAAUUUAUUUCAAAGUUGAGAGAUUGUUAGGCUUUGUGAAUACAAAGGACUUGUUAUUAUUUCAUUGAAGUUUUGUUGAAUGGGGAUUUUUUUUUUGUUGUUUUGUUUUUACAAAUGAUGUUAACAUUGUGCUUUGAAUGGACAAAAAUGUGAAUAUUCCCAUAAAAUUUUAAAUUAUUAUUAAAAUUUGUGAAAAAAA